Syngnathus typhle (broad-nosed pipefish) is the source of this 2732-nucleotide messenger RNA. Its product is annotated as monocarboxylate transporter 7-like. Bases 162 to 1754 code for a protein of 530 amino acids. The transcript is spliced from 6 exons. The record is from RefSeq and is a predicted model, not a curated record. Lineage: Eukaryota; Metazoa; Chordata; Actinopteri; Syngnathiformes; Syngnathidae. Gene Ontology annotation, biological process: monocarboxylic acid transport; transmembrane transport. Gene Ontology annotation, molecular function: monocarboxylic acid transmembrane transporter activity.
UGUACAAGUUAAAACUGGUUGGAUCCAGAUCUGUCUUUAACCCUUAGCUUUCCCAUGGGGGUGAGGGACAAGCGCGCAACAUGUGCGGACAAAAGUAAAGCGGGUUGAGCAGUUUAAACACGAGGAACUAGUUUCUAUGCUGCGAGUAGGAGCGCACAGAAAUGGUGCUGUGUGGACCAACUUUCUUGGGGCCUAACGUGUACACAAAGCCCCCAGAUGGAGGCUGGGGGUGGGUGGUGGCCGUGGUCUUUUUCCUGGUGGAGCUUUUCACCUAUGGCACCAUCAAGAUCUUUGGGAUUUUCCUCCAAGUGUUGAUGGAGGAAUUUGGAGAGAGCAACAGUCGGGUGUCCUGGAUUGUUUCCAUCUGUGUCUUUGGCAUGACCUUCAACGGUCCUCUUUCCUCCAUGCUGACUAAUCGCUAUGGGUUCCAACUCGUCGUCAUGACCGGAGGUGUACUGAUCUCCUCGGGAACCAUCACUACAAGCUUCGCCUCUUCCGUCAAUCAAAUGUACAUCACUUACGGCCUAGUGGCAGGUCUCGGCUACUGCUUGACAUUUUUACCCACGGUGACGAUACUCUCACAUUAUUUUUCACGACGACGAUCACUAGUCAUCGCCGUGGCGUCCACCGGAGAGGCCCUGUCCAUGUUUGCUCUCGCCCCGGCCUUCUCCUCUCUGAGGGAUCUUAUCGGCUGGCGUCGCACCAUGGCGAUGAUCGGAGCUUUGCAGGGAACCAUCAUUAUUUGCGGCGCUCUACUGCGGCCAAUCAUCAUCCUACCACAAAAAAUACAAGAGACAGAGACUUCUGGAUCUUCUCCAAAGAACGAAGAAGCCCAAAGCACAGACUUGAUUGGACAAGAUUUUGUGAGAAACUGUCCCGUUGAGAAGGUCAACUGCAACCCAGAGGAGAAGACUUUACUAACAAAGGAAGUGAGGCCAGAUGUGCAGCCAAGUCUGAAAAAUAACUUCGAUCCAGCUCAAGGGCAGAAGAACGAUGUCGAAGUUGAUGAGAAACCUUCGAAGUUCAAACUUCUGGAUUUCUCCAUCCUCAAAGAGUGCAGCUUCAUCUUGUACUCGCUCUUCGGACUGUUUGCCACGCUGGGCUUCUUCGCCCCUCAACUCUACAUCAUCGAGCUGACCGUCAGUCGAGGUGUGGAGCGCGAUCGCGCCACCUACAUGCUCUCCACCAUGGCGGUGGCUGAAAUCCUCGGUCGAUUCUUCAUCGGAUGGGUCCUGACACUGAAUCGAAUCCAGAAUCGGAAGCUUCUCGUCCUCCUGGUUUGUGUGAUUUCCAUGACUGUGGACCUGGUGGGAUUUACUCUAGUCACGGAAUUCUACGGGCUAGCGGUAUGCUGCGCUGUCUACGGGUUCUUCAUGGGAACCCUUGCGUGCACGCACAUUCCCAUGCUGGCAGAAGAUGACGUGGUGGGAUUGGAAAGAAUGUCCUCUGCUGCUGGAGUUUACGUUUUCAUACAGAGCUUUGCCGGCCUGGCUGGACCCCCACUCGGAGGUGUGUUAGUGGACGUGACAGAGAACUACGGGUCGGCCUUCUACUCCUGCGCAGCUGGCAUGGCGGUGAGCGCCGUGUUCUUAGGCUUAGUGAGACCUGCCAAGAAAGGACGACUUUGCACGAAGAGAACAUUCAAACCAAAUAAUGACACGCCUCAUAUUGUGACAGAAGGCGUCAAUGAAGCGGAAAAGCUCACAGGCAGUACCGACGUUAGCGCCGAGGCGCACGAAGAACGACAAUCAUAAAGACAUCAGUCACGUAGCCUGACAUGCGGGUUCGACAUGUCGCUUGAACAUGCUGGCAAAGCUCAUUUACGUCCUCACCAAUCCUGUUUUGUGUGAGUGUCUGAUUAAAGUGCUCGCUGAGAUAUGAUGGCAUCUUCAAAAUGUUGGACAAACACAUAAAACAGGAAUAGUAAGAGGAUAGAUGAGCUUUGCCAGCAAUCUAUGAUACAUACCAGAUAUAUAAAAAAAGUGUUUCUUUCUAGAGUAUUGUUGAAAUGGCUUGAAUUUACAAAAAUAUUUGGAAUAGUCUUUGAAGAAGAAUUACCGUUUUUUUCCAUGUAUAAUGCGCAAAAUUUAACUAAUUUAUUGUCCUAAAAUCUGGGGUGCGCAUUAUACAUGGUUACAAUCUUUUUUUUUUUAUCUGGAUAUCAUUCGGAGGCCGCCAUUACAGAUGCGCUUUCUUCUCUGCUGUUCACUUCAAACACGCUCCAUACGAACACAAUGCUCUCGUAUCAGACGCCUGCUCGUUUGCUGUCACAAUCUACCCUACACAAAUCCGAAACAUUUCUUCACUAUUGAGUUUGCUAGCGCAUGCGCAGUGAUACUGACCGGCAGAAUAACAUCCGGUUGUUCUCAAAGAUGAUCUUUUUUCUGAAAUAAUUUUAUGUUUACGGACUUAAGUAGGAGUCAAAAUUUGGGUGCGUAUUAUACAUGGGUACAUGCCAUUUUUAGGGUGCGUAUUAUACAUGGGGGCGCAUUAUACAUGGAAAAAAACGGUACCAUCUAAUAAUGUGAAGCCAAUGUAGCAGCAAAUACUGUACAUGAAAUUGCACAUGUAUGUAACAUUAACUCUUAUGUUUGUGUUACUUCCGCCAAGCUCAGGAGACUCGUAUGAUUGAUUUUUUUUUUUAAUCAAAGCGCACAUGAGAUGUCAAAGAUGCACUAUUUUUGUAAGAAAAAUAUGCUAGCAAUAAAGCAAUAAUGUUUUUACUCUUUAAA